UUCACAUAAAACAUUUUUACCUCUAUAAUUGUAAACAUUUAUACUUAUUGUUUCUCUCUACAAUAUUCAACAAUAUGGAAGGAGAAGGAGGACUAAGCAGUUGUAGAAGCAACAAAGCUAGUAAUCAUAAGGAGUCUAAUGGCCUUAUUGAUGCUUUGUUUUCUUGGGACUUUAACAAUGUCUUCAAUCAAAACUUCUACAAACUCAAGGUAAGAAAGAUCCCAAAAUCAUUUGAAACAGAGGAGCAAUAUAAAGCCUCAUAUAUAUUCCCUUUGUUAGAAGAAACAAGAGCUGAGUUGUGUUCUAAUUUGAAGACAAUUCAAAAGGCACCUUUCUCACAAGUGAUUUCUAUUGAAAGUACAAACACAAAAAAAGGCAAAAUCUUGUUCGAUGUUAAUGUUAGCUCUUGGAGAAACAGUGAUGGUGGGAAAGGACAACAACCAUACAAAUCACUUCCAGGGGAUAUUUUUGUCAUUUUGGACGCUGACCCUCAAACUAUUACAAGUGAUUAUUUGGAGAAAAGCUCAAAGCUUAAUUGGGCUUUUGCUUGGUUAGGACAACUUAAUGACAAUAAUACCCCUACUCAUCUCAACCUUCAUAUUUCCAACAACAUGGAUCAACUUAAUUCAACACCACUUUUCAUUGUUUUUCUUAUGAACCUGACAACCAACUUGAGAAUAUGGAAAACGUUACAAUGUUCUUCUGAUGGCGGGAUCGUCAAGCACAUUUUGGGAACUACAUCGAUAGAUAAUAAAACUUGCAAACAAUGCAAUGGAAAUGAUGGAGAAGAUUAUUCAACUCAAAAUUUCCCAACACUAAGGUUACCAUCAUUAUCAUUGAAUGAGUCCCAAAGAGUAGCAAUAGAAAGUUGCAUAAAAAAGGUUAUAUGCCAACACAAACCUUCAAUAGAGCUUAUAUGGGGUCCACCAGGCACAGGCAAAACUAAAACCACAAGUAUAUUGCUUUGGAAAAUCUUAACAAUAAAUCACCAAAUUAGGACUCUUGCUUGUGCACCCACAAAUGUUGCCAUUACAAAUCUUGCCUCUCAAGUUGUGAACUUACUCAAGCAUGAUUCCCUAAGUAAAAAUGAUGUCUUUUGCCCUUUGGGAGAGUUGCUCUUAUUUGGGAACAAAGAUAGACUUAAGUUUGAUUCUCAUGAUCAAUUGAAAGACAUUUAUUUGGAUCGUAGGGUUGAAAAACUGUUCAAGUGUUUAGGACAACAUGGUUUGAAGUUUCAAAUAACAUCAAUGAUAGGGAUUUUCCAAGAAAAUAAGCUAUCAAAAAUGAAGAGAAUGUUCAAAUUAAAUGCUUCCUUCCUUUUAGACUGUGUUCAUAUUUUCACAACUCAUAUACCAAAACAAGUGAUUAUGGAGCAUAAUUGGAAAAAAUUGGAGAUUCUUGUUGGGUUUAUUUGUGAUAUUGGGACUCUCUUGAGUAAAGAUAAUUAUGAUGAUGAUGAUGAUGAUGAUAAAAUGGGAGAAGCUUUGAUUGAUUUGAAGUGUCAUUGUUUGUUGGUUUUGAGGACACUUUUAGUUUCUCUUGAUGAAAUUGAAGUUCCAAGUAAAUUGAGCAAGAAUUCAAUUGAGAAGUUUUGUUUUCAGAAAGCUUCAUUGAUUUUUAGCACAGCAUCAAAUUCCUUCAAAUUAAACUCAGUGAAAAAGAAUUCACUGAAUUUGGUUGUUGUUGAUGAAGCUGCACAAUUGAAGGAAUGUGAAUCCCUUAUACCUUUGCAACUUCAACAUAUAAACCAUGCCCUUCUUGUUGGUGAUGAGUUCCAAUUACCAGCAACAAUAAAGAGCAAGGUUUGUGAGGGAGCUAAAUUCGGUAGAAGCCUUUAUGAGAGGCUAAGUUUAAUGGGAUACUCAAAGCACCUAUUAGAUACACAAUAUCGGAUGCAUCCAUUUGUGAGUUACUUCCCGAAUUCAAAAUUUUAUGGGAAUAAAAUUAUGGAUGCUUCCAUUGUAAUGAAUAAAGGGUAUGAAAAAAAUUACCUCCCAAGUCCUUUAUUUGGACCAUAUUCUUUUAUCAAUGUUUGUGGUGGACAAGAAGAAAGCAAUGGUGAUGGACAAAGCAAGAAGAAUACGGUUGAAGUAAUUGUUGUUACCCAAAUUGUCCAAAUGCUUUACAAAGCAUGGUGCAAAAACAAGAAUGAUAUUAGCAUCGGGGUAAUAUCUCCUUACAAUGCACAAGUUUCAUCAAUUCAAGAAAAACUUGGAAGAAAAUAUGAGAAGAAUAAUAACGAAGGAUUUAGAGUAAAAGUAAAGUCAAUUGAUGGUUUCCAAGGUGGUGAAGAGGAUGUAAUCAUAAUCUCUACAGUUAGAUCCAACAGUGGACACAACAUUGGAUUCCUCUCAAAUAAACAAAGAACCAAUGUUGCUCUAACAAGAGCAAGGUUCUGCCUUUGGAUUGUGGGAGAUGCAAAAACUUUAGGAAAGAGCAAUUCAGAGUGGAGAGAUGUUAUCAAUGAUGCCAAGACUCGCCAAUGUUUCUUUAAUGUUGAGGAGAACAAAGAGUUGGCAAAUGAAAUGAGAAUGAUAAAGACUUGGCAAAUAUGUGAUAUCAAACAGGAGAUCCUCAAACUUGAUAACAUUUACAACAAUAAUCACUAUGGAAGAGUUUGAUUUCUAUUUACACUUAGGAAGAUUAUGAGUAUUAAGUUUUUGGUUUGUUAAUGUUAUAUAUACAGCUGUUGGGUGGGCAGUCUUUUUCUGUGUUUUUAGUUUUUAUGUGACAAUCUCUUUGUUAUUGGGCUUAUGUUUUUUAUAUUUGCUUUUGACCUCGGGUCGUCAGGUCCUCCUUUUUUCCCUUAUCAUUGCGCAAAUAUAUAUAGAAUCACGUAUUUGAAAAUCUAAUCCAAAAAUGAUAGCAUAAAUUUAGUA
Molecule: messenger RNA, 2879 nt
Organism: Cucumis melo (muskmelon)
Lineage: Eukaryota; Viridiplantae; Streptophyta; Magnoliopsida; Cucurbitales; Cucurbitaceae
Product: putative ATP-dependent RNA helicase ECM32
Exons: 6
Coding region: 75-2621 (848 amino acids)
Molecular function (GO): helicase activity
Source: RefSeq, a predicted model, not a curated record